AUGGGAAAAUUUAGGUCUAAACUUAAAGGAAAAUCAAAGGGUAAAAGAUGGCAGAAAGGUCAAUCUUCCAAUUCAAAUCCAAAAUCGCAAAAGUACAGAGAAAUGGCAAAAUCCCGGUUUUUUCAAGAGAAUCUUGGAAGCACUGGGUUAACCCAGCAAGCUGUGUUAAAACAUGAUGCCAUGAUGAUCUAUGGUCACAGCAGUGGUAAACAAAAAUCAGAUGGAGAAAAUGAGCUUACAAUAGCAAAGGAGUUUGAGAAUAUGUCUGUGAAGACUGGAGAUGAGGAUUCUGAGACUGAGUACACUGGAUCCAUGAGAUCUGGUACAUUCAAAACAUUUCAGACGUUCGCAUCUGAUUGGAGUCAAUGUUCCAAUGUCAGUUUUAGCAAGUUGUUAAAUAGAUUUGAUUCCAACAAUGCUGUCCAUAAAGAGAUGCUUGCUGUAUUAGCUGCAGUGACUGAGGUCAUCAAGGAACAGGGUGGCAAGGAAACUACUACAGAAUAUUUUGCGGCAUUGAUGCAAACCUUAAAAGCUUCGGAGGAUGAUAGCAGUCUAGUGGCAACCCUGUCACUGCUAUCAAUGGGCAUCAAAUCGGUUCCCCAAGCUGUACUCAGAAAACAGUUCUCAGAUUCCGCAUCAAUAUUCAUUGAGCUACUGGAGAAGAAUGCGCAGAGUGACAAUGGUACAUUAUUAAGGAGCGCAAUAGGAUGCCUUUCUGUGUUGCUUAGAGCACAGGAGUAUGCUCUAUGGGGUGAUUCUUCAACCAUGAAAGUGUUUGACUCCGUCCUGGCGUUUUCAUUGCAUUCAAAGCCAAAGGUACGAAAAGCAGCGCAACACGCAGUUACAGCGAUCCUACGCGGCAGUUGUUUCAUGCUCCCUUCAGAAGAUGAAAAGGCAAAGGUUCCAAAGUUACAUCCAGCAUCAAAUAGAGUUGCCGAAUAUUGCUUGUCACAAAUAAAGCCUGAGGCGCUUCUGUCUGGUCACCGUUCCGUCCUUCACAUACUGACAAUGCUGCGGGACGUCUUGUCCGUAUUCAGCAAAGAUUACAUAAAGACAAUCUGCGAAGCUAUCCUAUCUUUAAUGACACAUAACAAUAUAUACAUCAAAACCUGCUGCAUGCAUACUCUCCACGCGCUGUUCUCAUCACCGCGAGAAACCAGCAACCUGACAAGUACCCUGGCAGCCCAGUUGUCAAGGGCACUUUUGGCUGCCAGACCGGCUGCCACUGACACGGGGCAGAGUUUGGCCUGGGCAGCUGUGCUACAGCAGGCGUUAUGCUGCCUAGCACGACUAGACUUGAAUCUGUGCAUAUCCAACGUGUCACCAUUCGUCAACAUUUGCGUGACCGAACUGUGGCUGUCAGAUGUCGCUGAUAUUAAUUCAGCUUCCACCAAUGCACUUAAGGCAAUACUUCUAGACUGCGUGAAGCUAGCCAUCGAAUCUGAAGAGUGUUUGACAAAACACAAAACUCACAUUGACUCAAUAUUCAAGACUAUUGGCACAGGUCUGGAUAACCCGUUCAACCAAGCUAUUAAACAUGUUAUUAUGACGAUAGCAGUUUGCUUUGAGAUAGGUAAUGAAAAGUUAUUUCACGUUCUUGGACCACUGUUGAAGAAAUUGAACGAAAGAAGAGAAAGCCACAACUUCCAUCACGAGAAGGAAGCAGAAUAUGCCACUGGUUGUGCCGUAAAGGCCUUGGGACCUGAGUUUGUUUUACGACACAUACCUCUGAGGGACGGAGAAGACAUUAACUUGGAGAGAAGUUGGCUUCUACCCGUACUGAGGGAGAAGAUAGUCAAUUCUAAUCUGAAAUUCUUUGCGACGGAAAUAUUAGAAAUGGCAACGUUUUGCAGACGAAAAUCGCGUGAAUUCGCCCAAUCGAAUGACACUCCACGUGCCCACACUUACGAUUUACUAUGCAAUCAAUUAUGGGCCUUAUUGCCUAGUUUUUGUAACAGCCCAAAGGAUAUUAAAGAAAGUUUCAAAGCAAUCGCCAGGGUAUUGGGUAAUGUGUUGAAGGACAAUCCGGAAUUUCGACAGUCUAUUAUGCAGGCUUUAAGGAAGCUAAUCGCUUGCUCGGUUGAUAAUGAAGGGGACAAGAAUGAGUUGGGUCGAUUUGCAAAGAACUACUUGCCCAUACUGUUAAAUAUUUACAUGUCGCCGGCGAAAGGCAGUAUGGCGGAAGGACAGAGGUUGGCUGCUCUUGAAACAAUACAGGUGUAUCUAACAAUAAGCGAUGAAAACGUAAGGGAGGAGUUGUACAAAAACGCACUGCAACAGCUCGAAGCAUCGGUCGACAACCACUUCCAACGCGAAUCUAUCUUGGAUAUCAUACGUCUUCUCGUCUUGUACCAAACAAGUGAGCAAAUCGCAAUUUUGUUCGACAAAUGGGUGUUCCCACUCUGUGAGACGGUCUUAGAGGAUCCUAAGACAUUCAAAAAGGCAAGAAGAGAGGCAAUGGCGGAAGAUGGAGAAGUCAAAAAGCAACUGAGGUACAAGGAGAAAGCAAAAUUACUAGAAAUGGAACACAAAAAAGCUUAUAGGAUAUUAGAGGAGAUUUUCAGGAGUGAGAAAGAGACGUGUAAGCAAUUUAUAAAGGACAAUUAUAAGAAGAUAAAGAAAAUGUUGAUGAGUUCGUUGAGCAAAGUUGCUGACAGCAGCAAGGCUGCUAGAUUGAGGUGCAUAGAACAUCUUAUAAAUGCCACUCAUUUCGUGAAUGCUGAAAACAAGUUACUGAAGAGUGCGAUAGCUGAAUCGGUGAUAUGUACAAAAGACAUAAAUUCAAAAUGUCGACAGUGUGCCUUCAACGUUAUCAACACUGUUGGAAAUGUUCUGAAAGAUCAAGAUGGAGGAAUGCAAGCAUUCCUAGAGAUGCUGUCAUCCGGUCUAACAGCGCCACUCCCUCGUGUAGUGAGUGCAACUCUCAGAGCGCUCGCCUCCGCACUGUUCAACUUCUCUGAGGAGAUGGGCCUGGAAACCGUCCAGCAGCUGUUGGAGAAGGUGGCUGAGAUGAUGCUGAACAACAACAGAGAAAUUGUUGCCGGUGCUAUGAGCUUCCUUAAGGUGUACACUAAAGUCUUACCCACUGAGGUGCUAGCUGGUAGCCUUCCGCUGAUCUUCAAAACCUUGUCCAACAUGUCCGAAGACUGCAAGAGACAUUCACGUCUUGAAAUCGGUUAUUUCUUGGCGAGAAUGACGAGGAAAUACGGUGCGGAAACUGUGGAGAAACUUAUACCAAGUGAGGAUGAGGUCAUGCUGAAAAGACUGAGGAAUAUAAGGAAGAUGGAGAACAGGAAAAAGAGAAUUAGAGAAGAGAGAAGAAACCAAGCCGAUUCGGAUUCUGACAACGACUUGGCUGUGAAAGGCACCUCGAAAACUCUAGAGGACAUCCUCAAGGACUCCGACUCAGAGAUGGAAUACCUAGACGAAGAAGUAACACCUAAGAAUAAGGUGAAGCGAGCAAAGAACAAGGCCUGGAUUCAAGAUGACGCUGAGGAAAUCGUGGACCUCGCUGAUGUAUCUGCUGCUAGAAAGAUUACUGCUACGGAUCCGACGCAAAAGAAGAAAGUGACAGAAGAAAAGGCACAGAAGAAGAAAGACGGCGGGUUCAGAACCGCUCCGGACGGAAGACUGAUCAUCUCCGAAGAUGCGUUCGACGAUGAAGACGAGCCGCCCAAGCCCAGCGGUGAUAUUGACAGUGACACCGAUGAUACUGAUAACGAAGCGACCGAAGCUAAGCCGUCGAAGCUGCUGAAGCCGGGAAGCAAACGUCGGUACGAUGACAUCUUGAGUAUAAAGAGCGGACGCAGCAACAAGAGCCGCGCCUCCACGGCCACGCUGUCCCGCUACACGACUGGAGGCCGCGGUAUACACAGGCCUCUUGGAUCCGCUGCUUCCGUAGCUUCAUCAGUUGGCACGGAGUACAGAAGUAAGAAGGCCAAAGGUGAUAUCAAGAAAAAGGGUAAACCCGACCCUUACGCGUACCUGCCUCUAUCAAGGAAGAACCUCAAUAAAAGGAAAAAAGCGACAACUUCGAAACAGUUCAAGGGGAUCGUGAAAUCGAAGACUAAAGGCGUCAAGUUGAAAUCCAAGAGGAAAUGA
Parnassius mnemosyne (clouded apollo) is the source of this 4101-nucleotide messenger RNA. The record is from the annotation of a GenBank genome assembly. Lineage: Eukaryota; Metazoa; Arthropoda; Insecta; Lepidoptera; Papilionidae.